AGCAACGCUUGGCUCUCUGGGAGUGGUGGCGGUUGAUUCAACAUGGCGACAGCAACAACCAAAAGUGGAAAUUCGGGGAUAUUUUGGAUGAACGGCGGUAUGCCUGCGUUUUCUGAAAUACACGAACGGCUUUGUCUGUAACAUUUUUGUUUGACAUACGCAGAGCCUCAUUAAAAUAGUCGAGAUAGUCGCUAAGCCAUUACCUCUGUGUGAGUGCCGAAAGUUGUUGUUUUCUGAGAAGUGAGGCAGAUGACUUUGCAUUAAGUUUUUGAGCUUCGUGAUAUAAAUGUCGGCUUAAGAAGCGUUUGAAUAUCUCCUUUUAAUUACUUAAACGUGGUCAAUUACAAACUUAAUCUCUCUCGGUAUGAUAUUUUGGUCAGCUAUGUUCGCAAUAAGAGCUUCCUGAUUCUCCUGAACUCAACCGAGUGUGCAGUUUAGAUUUUAUAACAUUUGUUAUUGAGCAAUCAUUUGUACAACAAAAUAUAACAGAAAGGCUAUGGUGGCAACUAUGUAGGAAAACUUGAAUAAUUUGAAUUAACAUACUAUACAGGAGAUGAACAACAACAGCAGCAGAGGUAGCAAAGAUCAGUGCAGACAGUAGCUCUGAAAUACAGCUCCCAAAAUGCAUCUGCAGAUGAUCUGAGAGAUAGAUUGCCAACAGUUUUGAUAGUGUGUGUGUGAGUGAGUGUGUGUGUGUGUGUGUGUGUGUGUGUGUGUGUGCGCGCGCGCGCGCGCGCGUGCGUGCUUAUGGGCCUGUCUUUUACACAUCACAGCGGCUGUAUGAGUUAGGAGGUUGUAUUUCUGCAUGCACACCACAGAUGAACUUUUUGCAGUCUGUGUGUGGGUCAACAAUGUGACGCCUAAAUAUUCUGUCUGGCUGUAUUUUUUUUAAAGUUAAAAAAGGUUUAAAUACACAGAAAUAUACGUUCUAUAUGUAGUUUCUCUCUCAUAUAUGUAGUCACUUCAACUUUUCAAAAAUCAGGUCUCAUUUGUAAUUUUUAUUAACUUCAAAGUGUCAAAAUAUCAUGUGGUGUGACCAAUAAUAACAUUAAUUGUAUUAAAUACAAACUAAGAUAUCUAAUUUCUGUAACUGAAACAUUAAUACCUGAUACAAUAUGCUUGAGUGAAAGGUAGUUUUAAAACAUUUUUAUCAGUAGGCCUAUUAUGCAAUUUAAAGAAAAAAUUAAUCAGUUAACUACAUUUAAUACAGUGACUGUGGCAUUACAGAGAGAAAAUGUGAGAUCAUUAUUUACAAAAACUCAAAUGAAGUGCAAACACUUUGUUUCUAUCUACUUGAUAUUACUGACAAUUUGUAAAAAACUAAUAAGUAUGUUGAAAAAAUGUAAUAAUUUUGAGAUAAAUUAUGGUCCCACCACAUGACAUUUUUUAAGGCCACGGGCAAUUCAUCUGUAUGAAAAACACUAAAAUUGCGGAAUUAAAAAAUUUAACAUUAACUCUGUAUACACAACAUCUAUCGUGUUUUAACUUUUGCUAAAUAUAUUCUUAUUUUUGCUAUUUUAAUAUUGGCAUGUUUAAAAACCUUAUACGUCAUUGACCCACAUUUAUCCUUUGCGAGUCCACAAACUGUUUGGACAUUCUUCCUUCAAUACUGUGACACCCCUUCCCUUCACUACCCCUCUUACUGUCUCCUAAAAUGAGCCUCAGUGCCCUUCGAGCAGUGUAGCUUUGGCUUGUAAUUCUGGUGGAGGAAUAGAGAUGAAAUGACCCAUACACAUGCAGUCAAGAGUGAUCCGUUUUCUCCUUCCCCCAUUUUGGAGGCAAAUAGGGGCACAGUGUUAAGAUAUCCACAACAUUUUGGUGCAGGCGUGGGUUCACACACUGCAGGGGUAAAAGCACAGAGUAGAGCGGAUGUUUGCUUGAGCUGUUAUAUUGUGUAUCUGGCUCAGUGGUGUUGUUGGGGUUAGAGGAAAAAUGUGUGGCGGUAUAGCAUGUAUACUUUAUGGCCUUUUUUUCUCUUUACAGUGAAUAAGGAAAAGCUACAACUUCUAUUCUUUUAUCAUAUUUCCUACAGAAGAAAUCUAAUACAGGUCAAAUUUGUAGAAACACUAGACGAGAGUUAACAAAUGUUUGUUGCAAUUGACAACACUUCUUUGUUUUCCCAACUCAGUGUCAGAUGAUGAGCAGCCUUUGGUGCUUGUUCCUGGUGAGUUUCAGCAACAUUGUGAUCAGAAUCUUUGAACACAGUUUGAGAUAAAUGUAUUGGCCUUCCUGUACAGAUGAAAUCUUCUGAUAGCUUUCCACUUAUUCAUUCAGGUGUGGAUGGAGAGAUGAAGAUGCAGACUUCCUUCAGUUUGGGCCGAGGCAUCACCAGUAGAACAGGUACCAAGAUGCCUGCCAGGCGUAAUUCUGACUGCAAGAAAGAGACCACGCUAAAGAAAGGAGGGAAGAAACAAGGUUUCGGAGAAAGUGAGCGCUCUGGGGCUUAUAUCAAGGAAAAGGUGUCUGUCCGUCAUCCGGCUACAGUGGUUACAGAGCACGCCCCCUUUCCAGCCACUGGUGCCUUUCCAUCAUCUUCACAGGUAAACUAUUGUUUUAUGGAUGCAGUUUUCUCUUCCCUCUGACAAAGUGCAAUGAGAAUAAAGAAGAGAGUGUAAUGAUUAUCUGAAUGUCUAAAAAGACAAACAAAAUGCAUUGAAGCUGAAAGAAUAUGAGUUUGACAUUUCUUACAUCCCAAUCUUACAUUGUUACAAUUUUUUUUUUGCACAGGUUGUCUCUGAGUCCAGUAAAACUAGGAAUCCGGUGUGUAUGAAAGACCUCUGCCCUGAAGAUAAGCGCCGGAUUGCACACCUUGUAGAAGAACUAGCCAGGUAUGACUACUGAAUAGUAGGAAAAAGAAAGUGUUGACUCUGUCAGAGAUGUAUAUUUGGAAUAAUUUGAAAUCAUGCAUCUUCUGAAUGUUUGAUUUUGUCCUCCUGUAGUUUUGAACCUCCAGUCCCAUAUAACAUGGAAUAUCUGUUCUUUUAUUCUGUUAUGUGUUUUCCAGAGUUAGCGGGGAGAGAGAAGAGUCAGUACAGCGUCUAAAAGAUGAACAAGAAACCUUUGAGUGCAAGAUCCAGCAGCUGGAGCAGCAGAAUUUAAUCAUAGCACAGGAGAGGGAGAGUAUCCUAUAACCAGUAACACAAUAACAAUAACAAUAACUAAACAGAAGAGCACAAAGAGGUUUGAGCUGUGUUGAUUGCUGCUUGUAAUGGUGUACUGCCCAAAUGAUUAUGGUGACUGCAAAAUAUUCAGUCUUAGAAGGAAAGGGGUUCUUUGAGUUUUCUGGGGUACUAUGGGUUUAUCAGUUUAGAAAAGUACAAGAAGUUUUUCUAACCGUUAUAUUUGCCUAGGAUAAAAACCUGCCUCCUGCUCUCUGCUGCACAUAGUCGCUAUUCCUCUAAGAUCUACUAUGAAGAAGCACAAAUUGUGCAUUGCAGACGAGAUUCCUUUGUCUUAUUUAUAUGCUAUUUAAUAAGAAAAUCAGCAGGGGGCAGUGUUGUCUCAUGAAAGACGAUGUACCGCUUUUGGCCAGGAGCCUUCAAUUUGAUACAAAAGACUGAGAAAUAGAGCAGAUUCAUUUAAAUUACUUGACGCCUGCCUCAGUUGUCUUUUGCAAGAGCUUGUAGCUUAUCCGCUGUUGUGUACAGAAUCAAUUUCAUGGUUGGAGCCAUGGCCUGAACAAUCCAAAUCAUCUUAUCAUCCAAGGAUGAAUUUGGAUUUUUGCUGUGAAAACUACAGCAUGUGCUUUCCUGAGCAUAUGUUUCUGUAACUCUCCUUGAGUGUUGUAAGUCUCCUCGCAGCUUCAUCCAAAAUAAGAUCACCGCUUGAUCAUCCAGAAUGAGCGUAAAAGCAAUGAAAUGCUGUUUACUAUUGCACCCUACAACCCACAUACCGUCUUCAUAACAAUUCUGCUCAGGUCAAGCCACAGUAUUGCCAGCAGUCAAUUUAGGUUAAAACACUGCGAAAUAUGAAGAGUAAUUGACCCGGCUGGUAAAUUGCACGAUUGGCAACGGCGGCGGGGAAAAUUAGGAAAGCACAACUCAAUUAAAGGCACUUUGGCUUGGAGACUUGGCAUUUACACCAAACUUCUAAACUCUAUUAAAAAGGUAUUUGAGUGGAAAAAGUGUUGGGAUCCAAGCACCUCAGGGGGGAUAACGUAGUCUUUUUAAAGUGCAUGCAGGAGUCAUAGAGGUUCCUCUCAGGCAGAAGGUUUCAGCACUCCACUGAAAGGUUAAGGAGACACCAAAGGCAAACACACUGAAUGAGGGUCUUGUCAAGUUUAAUUCCAUUACGCCUCAGCUUAUCUCAUCAAACCAAGAUUCAGAGUUGUCAGGGGUAUAAAGAAUGCUGGAAAAUACCACAGCCCCAAGCCAGUGAGGAUGAGAGGGAAACAGUACCCUUGAUAUUUUGGGUGUUCAGCUGACAUUUGAAACAGCAGGACUGAAUUUGUGUUUCAGAUAGGCAGGAUGCCUUUUGUACUUCAAGGCAUGUUGGCAUGGUCUGAAGUCAAGGUGGCGUUACUAACACGAUGCAGCGUUCUACUUGUUGUAUCCGGAUCAAGGCACAGCAGGUGCUGCAGCUAAUGCCAUUUAUUCAGUUGAAACAAUUGGAGGGAAUCCUGAGGCCAUGGAGAGAAGAGAAUAACAGCCCUGUUAGGAAAUGUCACUGAAAAAUGCUACAUGUAGUGAUGGGGGAUUGCCAGAGCUGAAUUCAUUUUUACCGUCCCUUAUUUUUGAUGGAUGAUAAUAACAGUGUGGAAAUCUGAUAUUAUCAAGGGUGGGUUUUUUGAUAAGCAUACGUCAGAAAAUGGUGUUUUGCUGAUCAAACUUUUUGUAUUCCUUGGUAUCAGCUCUCUAGUAUUGUUUUGUCUCUGUUUACUGGGCAUGUCUUCUUUUGAAUCUAUGAAUGAGUGAUGUGGUUGAAGCCUUGCGCUGCGUAAGGUGCAAUCUCUUUGUCAGAGUUUUCUUUACUCAACAUCUGUUUUCAGGCUGCUAGGAAAAAGGGUGAAAUGCUGUGGUUCUUGAUGGUUGAAUCAAAAAUGUUUUUGUGAAGCCUUCGUUUAGUAGAAUGCAAGAAAAUCUGCAUUCCUGGAAAAAAAAGGUUGUUAAAAAACAUAGAUACAUCUGUCACUUUUUAUUUGCAACGCUAAAGUUUAGCACGGUAAAUAAGUGUCAUUUUGUGGGCUGGUGAAUUGAUGCAGGGUUUCUAUAAUUGUUGACUAAAUCAGUUUAAAUGCUUAACUGAGUAUAACAAAAUCCAAAUGAGCCAAUUGUGUGCUUAAUGUGAAAUUAAUAAUGCAGAAUGUAUUGAAUCUUUACUGAAGAAUCCAAAUGUAAUCAAGCUGUCGUUGACAAAGCUAUACUUUGUGUUGUGAGGACUGGGCAGCUUAUGAAUCAUGUGCUUGUUCUUCGUAGGUCUGCUGCGGACAUAUUUCAGCCACAGAGGAUCAUGUGAAGAUGUGGUUUAUUCUGAUCUAGUAAGAAGCAAUGUGGCUUGACUUCCAAAACAGGUGUUAGACUUGAGCUGUGAUUGUAGCAUUGAGGGUGGCUGGGGAUUGUUGGUUUUCUCUAUGUUUGCUCUGAUGAUCUUAAGGGCAUUUUCCACGCAUUUAUUGACUGAUGUGGUGUUACUUAUUCAUUCAUUGUACGACUUGCUCUCAUUUUUCUUGUUCAGAUUCAGUAGUACUGAAGCAGUUAUGUAAACUGUCUUCUUCUAUUAAUUCCCUGUCACUGCUUCCUUACAUACACAUUCAUACACUUCAGUCUCCGCCCCAGUUUCUCUCACAUUUCUGCUCAGGCUCAAUCUGUUUGGCACAGUGAGCUAAAGCAGGCUUUAAAAUAUUCCCCCCUCCUGUGCAAAUUUGUUCCACCUUGAAGUGGAUUUCAUUAUUUCAUUUGAGCCGGGGCCUGACAGGGAAGUGAAUCAUUUUGACAGGCCCCGUCUGAAGCUUCUUCAGCCUAAAGCCCUUGAUUUUGAGAAUUUUUGGAGCAGGGGGGUGGAGUAAGUCAUUGUUGGCACUUUGCAGCUCUAAUGUAAACCAGGGGCUUUCUAAGUGCUUUGCCCCCUUAUUGGCUGACUUCCAAGGCUGUGGAGGGAGCAUGUUUAGUGUGGCGGCAGAGAGGUGGAAUCUUAUCAGUGUCGGCCCACUUGGUUCAGAUUACCUUUUGCAUGCUGUCCAAAGGCUUCAUCAGCCUGUCAACACAUUAACACACAUUACAUCCCUUUCUGCUAUUAGGAUGCCAUGAAGUAGCACUCUUGUUGGUACAGACUUCAUGAGCGAUCUGUUGUUCUCAAACAUUACUGCGACGUAUUCUAGUGCCAUACACUUUGUAUUGUCGUCUUUUAGAAAUUGUUUGUUUUAAACAUAAGAAAUGUGUAAAAAAAGUCUUUAAAGCAAAUCUGUAUUCAUUUUGACUCAAUACAAUUCUCUAUCUGAGGUGUAGCUCUAUAAAUAUAUUUAGUAUCUCCCCUUCAAGACUCUUAUUCAUACUGCAUAAAUAGACCCACCAGCACUAGUUUACAUGAUGUGAUGUCCUUGUGAUGUCCUUAAGCUUCCCAUAUAGAACUACUUCCAUAAACAUUAUCAGCGCAGCGAUAGGGGGGCCUUAGUUAGAUGAAAGGUUUCCUCACAAUUUCCCAGUGUUUACUGAAGCUGCUGCAUUGCAUUUGUCUGGUGUCUGGUCCUCAAUUCAAAGUCAUCCCGGCUUUCUUCUCUGUCCCUCUGUUUCAUUUCCACAAACUGAUUGAAGUCUUUCUACAACCAAAGUGUUUUCUUAUGGAGUGUUCCGCCAACUAUUCCUUCAAUAAGACUUCUCUUUGAACUUUGAUUUUCUUUCUAAAUGGAGGCUCUCUUUUUUUUUUUCAAACGAAUGCUGAGGAACUCAUCAGCUGGGGGAGCAGGGCCACCAUCAUAAAAAGAUAUGGCCUGGAGGAGGAACACACUUUAAGGUCAGCCUGGGCGGGAGUGUGUGUACUACCUCCUUCAUUGUAGGGUUUGUGUGAGAGCGUUUUAAGGAUCAGGUAGGGAGUGUGUUCCUCUCAUGUCUUGCUGUUUUUCUGUGUGCUCUCCAGAGUCAGACUGAGGUUGAUUAUUGAGGGUGUGCUAGUGUGUGCAGUCUCUCCAUCCUCAUGCUCAUUAUCUUUGUAUGUGUCGGUGUGGUGUGGGGCUGCUACUGUCAUUAGUUGGCUCCUGAGGCGCAGCAGUCGUUCCGCUCCAGAUUAGUUUUGUCGUGUCUGCCAGCUCUCUGUCUGGCAGAUAGCCUGGCACGGCACUGCCCAGCUCAGCUCGACACAGCUUGGCCCGCCCCAGAUGGUGAAAGCUCUGUGCCACAACAACAACUUUGAUUUUGCUGGCCUCCUCUCCAACUCUGUUUUCAACUUUGCUGUUCUCUCUACUUUUUUUGGUCCAGUGUGUAAUUGAUUGCAGAAACAAGGCUUUAAACUCAGAUUGUCACUCUAAAUCUGUCAGUCUUGCUCUGUCUAAGUUGCAUAAGCCAACCUUUUCCCUGCUGAAACUGCUGAUGUGCACUGAGUAACUUUUUCGCCGAAGUCACUGUGGGAAAUCAUGUUGUCAUAACUUUAUUCUCAGAGUUUCAUUUUUUACUUUGUGAAACCUUUUUCCUUCAAAAUGUCAAGCAAAAUAUUGAAACCUGCAUCUGCUUCAGCCAAGUACCAUCAUGAGGCCCACUGUCUUUUAUUUAUUUAACCUUUAUUUAGCCAUUAGAAUCACAUUGAGACGAGUCUCUUUUGCAAGUGCGAAGUCUACUUUUUCUCAGCUGGACUUGUAAUGUUUUAGACUAGUUUAAUUUUGUUUUGUACUAUUUGUUUGAUAUUGUUAGCUCCUUAACCCUUGGUCAUCCAGGCCUCCAGCAGCAGUACAAAGAAUGCCAGGAGUUGCUUGGACUCUACCAACAGUACCUCACUCAGCAACAGGCUAAACUUAACCAGUCCAUUGCCCAGCUGAGCCAGGCUCCAGCACACAGCAAGGUAAGGUUGAGGUAAUAGAAAGGGUAUGUAACGGGCUGUGAAUAUAUGCGUUAUAGAAAGUGUUAACAUGAUUUACCUGCUCCUCUGUGAGCUGCACCAAGAGAACACCCUGUUUGCCCUCUGUCAGGUACAGAAACACUCUGCACAUUGUCCAGCAUAUUAUAACAUUUCAAACAAAUAAUUUAUGCAAUCCACUCAAGUCGCUGGUUCAAUAUAAAUACAACGUAUUGAAAACUCUCACAAGGUGACCCUACAGAAGCAAACACACCUCUCUGGCUUCUGCCUCUGAGAGAAAAGAUGACUUGGCCGAACCUCUUUGUCCCUCGAUGGCUCUGAAUAAUGUGUGUUUGCUUGCUCCCUGACCCUGAGCAAAUUAGUCACAGCCUCUUCUCCAGUCAACUAUUAGAUGAGCUCUCCUCCGUAUGUUUAUCUCAUAAUGUUCCUGACCUUGGCUUACCUGCCAGUUAUUCUCUGUUGAAAACUGUCCUCUGAAUCCUGAGCAGUUUAUAGUUUUGAGCAAUGAUUUGCAUUCGUGCUCCUUUAGGCCCAGUCGAUCCUGACACCGUGUCUAAACAAGCUGUUUAGUGGAAGCCGCAGACCUGCAGCAGCAGCUGUGGUCUGAGUGCUUAGUCAGGGUCCAUGGGUGCAGCUCAAAAAAUAAGAAUAUUAUAAUAAAGUUUAAUAUUUCCAUCAGUUGUUUAAAAAAAAAAAUUAAAUGUGAUAUAUCUUGGACUCAUCACAUUUACACUUAAAUGUUUCAAGUAUUUUUUUUAGUUUCGAUUUUUACAAUUAUGGCAUUCAACCCCCCCAAAGAAAUCUCAUAAAAUGGGCGGCAGUAGCUCAGGAGGUAGAGCGGUCGUCCAGUAACCAGACGGUUGGCGGUUUGAUUCCUGCUUAUCCUGAGUCUAUCCAUUGUGUCCUUGGGCAAGACACUUAACCCACCUUGCUCCCAGUGUGUGUCCUCCACUGGUGUAUGAUUGUGAGUGUUGUGUGGUGGUGGUCAAUGAGGCCAUGGUCGCAAACCAGCAGCCACGUUUCCGUUAGUCUGCCCCAGGGCAGCUGUGACUACUAAGGUAGUUUACCACCACUAAGGUGUGACUGUGUGAGCGAAUGAAUGACAUAUCCAAUGUAAAGCGCUUUGAGGGUCUCUGAUAAAGCCCUAUAUGAAAUCUGAUGCAUUAUUAUUAUUUUUAUUAUUUAUAAAAUUAGAACAUUUUAUGUGUAGUUUAAGUUUAUUACUAUUCAAACAGAGCAAAUGCUGUGUAUUCUGAAUAGUUCAUAAUAUGCAACCACAAUAAUGAGAAGGACUGCUGCCCUGAAGGUGAUCAUCAACACCCCCUACAAGGAAGGUCAGCUACAGAAGGCCAGUGCUGAAAAGGCUGGCUGUUUCUAGAGUUCUGUAUCAAAACAUACUCAUGGAAAGUUGCCUUCAAAGGAAAUGUCUGACAGGAAAAGGUGCACGAGCAACAGAGAUGACUGCUGCCUUGACGAGUAUCGGGAAAGAUAUUCAAGUAAUUCACGAGACGUGGACUCAGGUGUCAGUACAUUAAGUGCUGCUAUGCACAGGCAUCUUCAGGAACUUGACUAUGACUGUCACAUCCUGCGACGAUGAACCACAGAUAAUGGCAGAAGGAUAAAAUGGACUGGACUUGUUGGACUUCUAUCUUGUUUGAAAAUCAAGGUCCCGGAGUCUCCUCAGAAUCUCCUACAAUCAGGAUCCGAAGUGGACUGGCACAGAAUCUGAGAUAUUUGAAGUUUGGUGUGAAUUUUCUACAGUUUGAUGAUCUGUUUUAUUUGGCUGAAAUUCACCACAGCUGACCACCAGGAGAUUUCAGGGCACGUCAUGCUUCGAUUUACUGAUAAGCUUUGAAUUAAUGAAUAGAUUUAAAACAAAAGGGCUUGAAAUAUUUUCCUUAACAUCCAAUGAAUUAUUCAUUUAUAAAAAUUUACCAUUGUGAAAAAUUACAAAAAAGUCAAAAGUUACUUCUCCACCAUAUUCUCAUUUAUUGAGUUGCACCUGGAUUAAUGUGUGUCAUUUGUACAUCAUUCAGAGCCCAAAUUGCAAUAACUGAGGGUACAUACAAGAAUGGAAGUAUAAAGGCAUAAGGACUGCAAUAUUCAUCAGGUCAAGGUACCGGCAAAGAGUGCAGGUUAUAUGUGGGCAGCCGUGGAACAGCUCCUGAGAGCGCAUUAGGAAAGCUUUUAAUGCAGAUUGCAACACGAGCAAAUUAAGCUGGUUAGCGACUCCUAUUUCUGUGCUGGUAGGUUUCCAUCUGUAGCACAGUUCUACUUCAGGGUAUUGUGGAGCAGUUGAACGUUUUUGGCUGAAACCCUCUAUCAAUUUUUCAGAAGCUUCCUAAAUUGGCCAAAAUGUAUUCAUUGUACUCUUUGUUCUGUGUCCAGGUUCUCAGCAGUGAGGAAGCCCCCAGCAGAGCUAAUGGCUCACUCUUUGAUGGCUCAUACCUUAGCUUUACUGCCGCUCGAGCACAACAGCCUGAAGUGUCCAGGAGUAGUUGUGGAGGAAAGGUGGCAUUACAAAUGUCGAGCAAUGCUGACUCUGUUCCCAGUGUAAGUGAAUAUAGUCCAACUGAUGGGCUGAUCAAACGCCAAAGAAGUCAGAGAAGUCAGAGAAGGCAGUGCAGGGAGUCACACCUUAAAUGUGAGCAUUGCCAAGACAGUGGCUAUGGAACACAGCGGCGGAGAAAUGAAAAUGGCUCCCAUGUGGGAAAUAAAGAACACCACACCUUCAGCCAAAAGGAGAGCCAAAGGUAUAGUGCAUAAAAUAUUUAUCCUCUAUAGUUAUCACCAUGGCAACAUUACUGUCUUUUAGUUUUUAAGUAAUUUGAACUUUUCAUCAAGCAACAAUUGCUAUACUUUUAACAAAUAAAAGGCUUACUGACACGUCUCCGCAGUGGGAAUGGCACUGGUUCAGAGGCCAAAGAGUCCACGCCUGAGGUGAGUCAGGAGGACUGGGAGGAAAAGAGACACCAGCUGCUGCUGCAGAAGAUGCAGUUGGAGAUGGAGAGAGAAAGGCUGCAGGCACGGCUGGCUGAGCAGGAAGAGAGACUCCGCAGACAGAAUCAGCAGCUCCACCAGUCGCGCCUUGAUUACAGCAGGUAGAAAGAGGAGACGCCUAAAAGAAAUGAACCACAUCUUGUUAAUUUGCGUGAUACAUUUGGGCCAUAAAGUGUUAUUACUUUAAACAGUGAGUCACCAGUUCAGUCACUUAUCCUGUGUCCUCGUCGCUGUUAAUGUUUUUUCUUUGCAGACUAGAGAACUUCUAUUUUCUUUUCUUGUAUCCUCUCAAGGUUUCAACUAGCUACCAAGACAGACAGAGACCCACAACCAACAGGCCCCUCCCAUUCACCUUCCAGGUAAACUUAGUAGACUAGUAGAAAUAAGUAUUGGCACCUGAUUCACCAAAAGGUUAGUUUUUGUGCCUGUUAUACCUGUGCAAAAAAGAUACCAUCCAUAUGUACACUCACCGGCCACUUUAUUAGGUACACCUGUCCAACUGCUCGUUAACACUUAAUUUCUAAUCAGCCAAUCACAUGGCGGCAACUUAGUGCAUUUAGGCAUGUAGACAUGGUCAAGACAAUCUCCUGCAGUUCAAACCGAGCAUCAGUAUGGGGAAGAAAGGUGAUUUGAGUGACUUUGAACGUGGCAUGGUUGUUGGUGCCAGAAGGGCUGGUCUGAGUAUUUCAGAAACUGCUGAUCUACUGGGAUUUUCACGCACAACCAUCUCUAGGGUUUACAGAGAAUGGUCCGAAAAAGAAAAAAUAUCCAGUGAGCGGCAGUUCUGUGGGCGGAAAUGCCUUGUUGAUGCCAGAGGUCAGAGGAGAAUGGCCAGACUGGUUCGAGCUGAUAGAAAGGCAACAGUGACUCAAAUAACCACCCGUUACAACCAAGGUAGGCAGAAGAGCAUCUCUGAACGCACAGUACGUCGAGCUUUGAGGCAGAUGGGCUACAGCAGCAGAAGACCACGCCGGGUGCCACUCCUUUCAGCUAAGAACAGGAAACUGAGGCUACAAUUUGCACAAGCUCAUCGAAAUUGGACAAUAGAAGAUUGGAAAAACGUUGCCUGGUCUGAUGAGUCUCGAUUUCUGCUGCGACAUUCGGAUGGUAGGGUCAGAAUUUGGCGUCAACAACAUGAAAGCAUGGAUCCAUCCUGCCUUGUAUCAACGGUUCAGGCUGGUGGUGGUGGUGUCAUGGUGUGGGGAAUAUUUUCUUGGCACUCUUUGGGCCCCUUGGUACCAAUUGAGCAUCAUUGCAACGCCACAGCCUACCUGAGUAUUGUUGCAGACCAUGUCCAUCCCUUUAUGACCACAAUGUACCCAACUUCUGAUGGCUACUUUCAGCAGGAUAAUGCGCCAUGUCAUAAAGCUGGAAUCAUCUCAGACUGGUUUCUUGAACAUGACAAUGAGUUCACUGUACUCAAAUGGCCUCCACAGUCACCAGAUCUCAAUCCAAUAGAGCAUCUUUGGGAUGUGGUGGAACGGGAGAUUCACAUCAUGGAUGUGCAGCUGACAAAUCUGCGGCAACUGUGUGAUGCCAUCAUGUCAAUAUGGACCAAGCUCUCUGAGGAAUGCUUCCAGCACCUUGUUGAAUCUAUGCCACGAAGAAUUGAGGCAGUUCUGAAGGCAAAAGGGGGUCCAACCCGUUACUAGCAUGGUGUACCUAAUAGCAGCCGCCACUGAUAUAUAUAUACAGUAUAUUUACACCAAACUGUGCUGGAGAGCAAAUGAUAUUGCCAUGCACUUGUCUUGUUUUCAUACAUUUAAAACAGCCAUUAUGGAUUCAUUUGGAGCAGAAUUUGUCACAUUUAAUGCAAAUGAGCUCCAGUGCAAAAAACACAAGCACUAACUGCCAUGUGCAGUUAGAAUGAUGCUUUUACUGUCUGCUGAGAGUUGGUGGAAACAGUGCCACAGUAUUUAAAAGGUUGAAUCAUGCUCAAACUCUUCAGUGGUCAUGACAGUAAGUCUACCUCUGGGUGACCUAAAAAUAAUAUACCUCUACAUACCUGAACAUUUUCAGCCCCAUGAAGAUAAGAGUGCAAAAAGAAGCCGUGAGCAGAAGUGCUAAUGGCUAAUCCCCUCAAUCAUAAGCAAAAAAAAACCAGGAAACUGCUCAUUUUUGUGAGUGUUUUUGUGCUCGAACAUCAUUACUGCAGUAUGCUUUUUGGAUUGGACUUUGAGACAAGGCAGGUUGCAGAGACAAUUGAUGCAAAAUUCUUGGGGCUGUUCAGGACUGCAGCCCAUUCUUUGUGAACCCCCCUCAAAGUGAUACACAACAUCUCUCUCUCCCACAUGUGAAAGUGAAUUUAACAUAUUAAUUGCCAUUUGUACCACAGGUGAUCGUACAAUUAAAUAAACUAAAAUAACCGUGAGCAGCAUUUACUUUUUAGAUUCUGGCUCAGCUGGUCUGAGCACAGAUAUGAACUAUUAGACUAUUUAUAGGAAUACUUUUUUAUUUAUUGUUAUUUUUUAUUUGACAAAGUACAGUACAGUGGUAUUUUUAUAUUGUCUUUCCCAAGUUGUUUGUUUUUAUAUUGAAUUUGUGUAUGAAUUUGUGUAUGGCUGUCUUAUGUGUAUGUCUUUCUCAACUCACUGCAAAUAAAUUUCCUCACGAGGCCAAUAAAUUCAACCUAACCUAACCUAACCUAACCUAAAUAUUAUGUCUGUGGUCUACAGCAUGAGUGAAGACCCAGAAGUACAUACAGGACGACAGAGCUUGCAUGAAAACCCUUUACAGACUCAGGCUAAUGGCAACGGUAAGGUGUGAUUUCAUAUUGUUCUUCUAAAUGAUUUUAUGUUCUGUCGUCUGCAUGAAAAUAAAAAACUUAGCUCUGUUGUUUUAGAUUGUUUUGCCAGAGUUUCUAUCAGUGCUGCUGCUUUUAAUUCUAUCAUAAAAAUUCUCUCUUGUAUUUCUCAAUAGGAGCUUUACAGCAGUCCAAAAAAGACAUGGCCACAUCUCCUGUUAUGUCUCCCAUGAGCUUGAGAAAACCCACCUCGGUAUCUGCAACCCAAAGCACCCCUGAAGCCAGGUAACACACCUACAUAACCAAUCACUAUGGCGUUGAACAAAGGUUAAUCUCUUGCUCAUUUAGUUUUUCAGAAGAAAUAAAACAUUGUUUCCUCAUACUUUGGGUAACCAGUAAGACAUCAAACAGAGAAGUUUAAGCUAUCUUUGCAAGAUUAGUUCCCAGGAGAACAGCCUGUGAGCCUGGCAAAAGAAAAGAUUGCUCAUUGAACAAUGAAAAACAGCACAGUUAAGCACUUGAGCAAUGUUGUUUCCAAAGGGGACAAAUCUUUUAUCUGCGCUGGUUUGAAAUUCUAAGUAGGGCUUUCUUCAUGACUCACUAGGAGUUUCUCACUGCAGGAAAUCUCGAAGAAAACUUCUGUGCGCAGGCUACUCCUACCUGUGUGCACCGCUGAGAUUUUUUGUGGGCUGACACUGAUAUUGAAACACAUGAAUAUAAAAGAAAUACAGUUUAAUUCUAUUCAAAUUAUGGAACUCAUACAAGGCUUGUAGUUUCGGCACUACGAGCGGCUAAAUUAUGUCCUUUCUUUGUGCAGCUAACUUUUUGAGCUGUAAGGAGCUAAAUGAAGCUUUUUUACUGGGCUAGCUAGCUUUGUGGCCAGCCUGUCAGGAGACACGCUGCGUUCCAUUAGUCGGCCUAGCAGGGACCCUGCAGCAGGUGUAAUUGAACAGACUUCUGGAUGCACACUCUGCCCUCCCUUUUCUCUCUCUCUCUCUCUCGCUGCCACAGUAAUGAGACAGAGAAAGCGGGAGCGAGGGAGAGAUGUUAAAAGUGUGUUUGGGAUUGAGUGAGGGGUGAAAGAAUCGGAUAAAGUGAGAAAUGGGAAGUGAGGAAAGUUAGAACAGGUUGAGAUGGAUGGAAAUGGAAAUAGUGAGGAAGACGUAAGAACGGAGAGAGAUUUUGAGGACAGGGAUGAAUCACUGAGUGUGAGCAUCAGACUUUCCUAAAAAAGGAAAGGACAUUCAUUACCUUUUUUUUCCUAUCCUUAUACAGAAUGGUAAUUAACCUGACUGUGUGACGUCUUACUCUUUGCGGGCUGUGUGUGUGCAGGUGUGCAUACAUCAGACUCUGUGGAAGAACUUUGUCUGCAGAACUUCAAAAAAUUGUGGAUCUUGAAAAGCUAUUUGUUGUUCUGUUGCUGCAGAUUGAUACAAGGUCCCCCUAUUAUCUCCUUCUUAUUCUCUGACUUUUUAGCGUUUUAUUAUUAUUUUUUAAACAUACAUACUAUCUUGAUGCCUAUUGUGAAAGCAGCGGUCAAUAGGAGCUGUUGUUUAUAGAAGACGGCUUUUUCUUCCCCAUCCCUACAAAUAAAAUGAACAAUGAAGCAGCUCAAGGUUUACAGCUUCAGAUUCAACUCUUACACGCUUGCGCUUGGAUCAAGUUGAACCGUGAGUUCCUGCAGUUGCCCAUUAAUUCCAGCAGUUGGACUCCAGGUAUCAAAUCUUAUUACCUUAUCAUUUAUAUCCCCAAAGUCUGUUAGAAUAGUUUGACUCUUUCCUUCACAGAGGGACUUUUUUUUACUGCUAGUAAUAAAGAAAUCUGCCUCUGCGAUCACUUUUUUGCUUCUCUUGUUAUAUAUCAUUUUCACAUGUGCAUGCUCAGAUUAAUUGUUUCAGGGCUGGAACAUUUCCUCAGAUAACUUGAUUCACCUUGAGCCUUUGUUUACGUCCAGACAAUACAGCGCACUGUUUUUUUAUAUGAAUUUCUGGACAUGGAAAAACUCAGACAUAAGCUCUAGAUAACCUGCAUUUACUAGAAAUAAUACACAAAAAUACCAUAACAGUAAAUUGGAUACAAGUCUUUAACUUACUUGAAUUACUUCUGUGAUCUUGUACUUAAAGACAGGGUAUCAGUGCGUAUCUGCUUACAAAGGGGAGGAUAAAAGAACUGUUCGAUCAUUUCACUGUAGGUUUUUGUUUGUUGUUAUUAUACAUAUGUAUUGCUGUGGGUGAUGAAGAAAUGAUGUUUUUUUUAAAUUUCUGUUUCAAUGUUUUAAUCCAUCUAGCGUACCAGCAUGAACAGCAGAGUCUUCUUGGUCACCCAGUGUGGUGUAAUUUUCUACUAGACAUCAUCCUGAUCAGCUUAUCAGAGACUAAUGCCAAUCUGUGUCGUGCAUGCACGCUGUGGUUUCCCAUGGGCAUAGAUCUCUGGCUGACAAAUCUCCUCCUACCAGUUUACAAUCACCUGUUUCACCACUUUAGUGGGGCAGAAGUUGAAGUUUGUUUUCUCCUAAUCGUCAAAGAUCGAAGGAGAAGUGUUCUUCUGCAGCUUUAGUUGAGUAAACUAACCUGUUAGCAUCUGAGUCCCAGUGUUUUCUCUGUGCUGCUAUGCAGGGGCUUCUUCAGAAUUUUUGGUUCUAGUGGUGCAACUAGAUCACUGCCAUAGAUAGAAGUUGCCUGGGUAUGUUAGCAUACCUGCAUAUUUUUUCUUUCAAUUUUGCAUUUAUUAGAUAAGAUGGCAGAGGUGAGAUGUGGGGAGCAAAGACCGGGGAAAGACAUGCAGCAAAGCAACAGAUGGGACAAGAACUGCAGCCUCUGUAUAUUGGGUGCACUAAGACUGCCAGGUCAUUGGUGCUCCUCGUACCUACAAAUUGUUUCCAUCUAUCCUGUCUGUCUUCACUAUCCACCUUCACAAUUAGAAUUAAGUUGUCAUAGAGAUAUAAUGGUAACACUAUCUCUAUUACACAUUAUAAAUAUAUUUAUAAUGUGUUACAAUCACAUUAUAGCACUUUAUAACUUUAGUUUUAAACACACAUAAAUGAUCAUAAUUCUUUAUAGCAAUAAGCGUAGCACAUUAUAAAGCAUUUUAUCAUGACUUACAAGGUCAGGUAUUAUAAUGUGUUAUAACUGUUAACAACUCACUGACAAUGCCCACAAAGAUAAUUUGAUGCAACUGUUAUCAAUAUUUAUAACUAUAAUUAUACAGUGCUAUAACGUGAUUAUAACCCAUUAUAUUUAUAAUGUGUUAAAGAGAUAGGUGUCAAGUUAAGUGUUACCAAUAUUAUUUUCCUGUGUUGUAAAUACAAAAUUGUAUUUAUUUGGUCUUUUUAAUUGGACAAGAUAAGAUAAUUCCGUAUUUGUUCCACAACAGAGAAAUUUACAUGGUUAUAGCAGUUAAAGCUAAAAUCCAUUUUAUGAAAAAAAGUAGCUGAGUGAGUAAUAAUUUGUAUUGAGUUAUGAAAUUUAUUCCCAGAAUAAUCAAAAGUAUACUUGGUGACCAAAAUAGUGGAUUACUGCAGCCUUGGUUUAUGUCUUUACAAUUCACCCUUAUCCAUCCAAUAAUGGAUCUCCAUGAAGAAAAUGGGAAAAGAUGAACUGGGAAAUGGUAGUCAAGGAGAUAAGAAUAAUGCUGCAUGUGUUGGGGUUAAGCUUAAUUUGGGUCAGUUUACUCAUACACUUGGAGUUUAACUACUUGAUCAUGGUUUGUAUUUUUUGACACAUUAAUUUUACUUGUGUUUUUUCAUCACUGCUUCAGUUAACUACAUCAGUAAAGUUAAUGUGUUUUAGAGUAACCAAACAAACACUUACCUGCUAAUACAAAAACACUUUUGUUUUCAGCGUGAGAGCAGGAUCAAGCAAGGAAACGUUCUUUGAUGAAUCAAAGUCGACUAUUAAUGAGAGUGAACGUGUUACCUGAACGCCUCCGUUUUACCUGGCAACAACAUCCCUUUUUGUGACCGUCUAAUCUUAACCAAUUCAAUCCUGAUGUGCAAAUUGCAAAACGAAGCCGGGGUUAACGUUAAGUGACCUUCUUAAUCCUUUCAUGAAUCCUCGGCUAGUUAGUAAUGAGACAGUUCCAGCGCACCCCGCCCAUCUCAUCUCCAUCCUUCCUGCUAUUGCCCGCCUGCUAUUGAUUGGUUGGGAAAUUGACAUGCAGGAUAUAUGCAGCGGCCAUUAUAGGUUUUUUAUCUUACUGUUUGGACUGCAAAUGAAAAGGGGCGCCGGGGCGAGACGGCUAUCUUUAAUGAAAGAGAGGAGCCAAAUAAGCAGUGAAAGUUACGAGUGGGAAGAAGGCAAUGGGGAGCAGAGGCAGAGGGGUUUUGUGGAAAUUUUAUCUGGCCUUACAGAGCGAGAAUUGGUGCACAGGGAAAAUGAAGCCCAAAGGUUUUUAUUACACUGAGAAAGUACAGUUCUAUAUGUGCUCAAAGGACUUAGAAAGUAUUUGGAGGCAAGGAGCUUAACCACCACAGGACCUCUUUCAUUCUUCCAUUCAGGCUCAAAGAAACAGAGAGUUCUUUAAUUCCUGGAAGAGUCUGUGUAACAUUGAUAAUAUCCUGUUGGAAUCAACUCUCUGCAGUACAUUGCGCUCUGCACGAAGGCAAGUUUUUGUUCUUCCAUUGAACACAGAAGAUCGGAGUAUUUAAUAGAACUUGGACGUUGGCAGUGCAGUGUAUCUAGCUGCUGUCAGAGUGACCCAACAUCCCAGGCCAAAGGUUUCUCAUUCUCUACAAUGACAGAAACUUGCAUUCCUGCUACUGUUGUCCACGCUUUUUUCUGUGUGCAUGUUUCAGUGAAAUAGAUUUGCUGGGGCCCCCUCAGGGGAUAUUAAUAUUGAGCAGCAAUUCACAGCUUCACCUCACACAAACUGGAGCCAAGAAAUGAAGUUCUUCGUUGCACUUUAUACCCCUCUGAAAAUCUAUUGGCAUUCUCUCUGGCCCUCAUGCAAUCUCUGUGCCACCUCCUCCUCCCACUCACCCUCCACCGUUCCCCCCACAUUUCUGCCCAAACUGUACCCCUACCCCCUGCGCUCCCCUUGUUAUAGAUUGUGACCGCUGGUAAGUGAUGCAUUAUUCAUUACCAACAUGUCGUUUGUUGAUGGAUGGCUGUUUGAGAGGCCUGUCCGUUAAAUAAAUCAACAAAUAAAAAUGCAAAUUCUCACAUUUCGAGAGACGGAACCCAGCCAAAGUCCCUCCCCCACAUUCCCUUUCUGUCUUCGUCUCCAUCCACAAAGCUGCACUUGCUCCCAGUCUCCCCCUCACACACACACACACACACACACACACAUACACACAAAGUCGCUCAGUGCUCUCUCUUCCCUUCGCUGCUGACAGGCAGGAGACCAAAUGAGGAAGACAGAUUUACUUACUUCAGCUUCACUUUCUUUUUUCCUUUGGUUAUCAUCCUUUUGUCGACUUAACCCUCAUUCACUCCUCCCCUCGUACACUCAAACAUUAUUUCAUUCUAUCAAAGUAAAACAGAGUCAUGUUUAAAACUUUUCAGCCACUGAUCUAUGCUGCUUUCGGUUUAUGUGAAAACAUGACAUAUCAAGGUCUACAGCUACGUGUGGAGCAGCUCAGACUUGCCCUGAUUGGGAGUUCCUCACUGCGUCUGUCCACUAACCACCCACAUGCAUAUCAACAAGUACACACCAAAGAUCACCCUUACCUGAGAGAGCUGUGUGCUGCCGAGCUGUGCGAUGCAAAUCGAUGCAGCUUUAAACGAGCAGAGAAUUAUGUUAGCAACAUCAGUGGAGCGUGCUUUAAAGAAUUCAUGUUUUGUAUCUGGAAUGGCCGUCGUUCGACUGUGUAUACACUGAAUAAUUUAUCAAGCCAGCCAGACUGAGGGAUUGAAUCUCUAUUAGCUUAAUCUCCCCCGUUUUGGUUUAUUUAUUUCUCUACACAUUCCCUCAUUUCUAUUCCAGGGGAGAAAGCAUCGGGUCUUCUCCCUCUUUUUCUCCUACACCUGCAAGAAACUGUGUUUUUCUGCUGGGACGCCCCAGUGGUUUUGACUUGUUAAGGCUGCCUGUUAGGGUUCAGUAGACACCUCUGGAAGCAAGAUUUUGUUAGCAUGUCGAAGAGAGAUUUGCUUUCAUAUUGUCUGUGUUAACAAGUGAGAGGUGAGUGGCGAAUAUCUGAGUACGAGUGCUGAGCCCCAAAUGGAUUUAGGUACCCUGUGUGUUUGCCUGCAUGUUCCCUGUUUAACAUUAAUGGCACGCAGGUUCAUCGUUGCAUUUUGUGCAUUUGGAUUUUACAAUGAAGACAUGAGAUCUUAAAGACCAGGGUACCAUUAGGUUCUGUAUGAUAAAACAUAGCCACACAUAUUUGACACACUCUUUGGUCAUAUCGUCACCCUAUCAUGGAAUGAUCCUUUCAACUAAGGAUUUAGGCGAUUUUACCAGAGAUGGCCAGCAUUAUCAAGAGAUGAUUUAGGCCAAAAACUCAUUUUCGUUAAAAAAUGACUUAGGCCAUUGUUUUAAUAGGGUGACGAUAUACUGUACUAACCAAACUGAAAGACGCAAAGAAAACCUUUUUCAAAGUUUAUCUGUUUUUUCAGGUCGGACUUUUCCGUGGUUGAGUUAUUGGAUAUCUUCACUCCUGUCUCUGCACCUGAUCUAAGUAAGCCCUCCCUUCAAGGGCCUAAAACUUCACAAUGUAGGCCAGCCCCUGCUGCACACAAACCAAUGGGCAGAACUUUGCGUACCCCCGUCGGGCCUUAUCCACAGCAUGCCCAGCAGGACCUGGAAGAAAGCCAAAUUCUGGAGGAUAUUUUCUUCAUAUGCUAACAAAGAAUCAGAAGAGGAUCCAGUCACUGACUUUUUCAUUGUCUCACAGUGAAUUUGAUAAUGAUGUGAAUGAUCAUUAUCUAAAUGAGAAUGAUCAUGUUGUUGAUGUUAACUGUGUUCUUGUUUUUCUGUGGUUUUAAUUCAAUUAAACAAAUAUUUAUUCAGCUUUGUGAUGCUUCUGGUUUGUAAUGGAUAUCUCAUUCGGUCACGGUAGCAUUAAUGUUGACUUACUUUUUUAGUGAGUAAGUGUUUGAAUAAUAUCACUCAAAUCAUUUAUCAUCAAGUUGGCGGAAAAAUAGGUCUGUACUCACCGUUUAUGUCAGGAGAAUAUGUUAAUGGAUGAAAACAAACACAAAUCAGGAGAUACAUGUCAAUCAUUGUAAACCGAUGAACAAUCAGUAAUUAUGACAGGAGACGGAGUGCUUUAUUCUAGACUGUGCUUUAAUAUUGGGCUAAGCUGAGACGCAUCAUUCAUUUAAAAUUACAAAAGAAGAGUUCAGGGACCAGAGAAUGGUGCAAUCUGGAGAGUUAGGGGUGGGAGCCUAAAGCGCGUUGCCCAAUCCGAAGCUGAGCUCAUCAGGAACCUGGCAAAGCUUAAUAUGCAACAUUCAUUUCCCCACCCAUAUGUGCUGAAACUGGGAAAGAGAUUUCCAGAAUACUUUGAAAACCAUAUGAAGUAAAAUGUGAGUCUGGCAACUCUACCAAGUUUAAGAAAGAAAGAUCACUAACAACAGCACCGAAAAAAAUAGUAAUCACUACUUUUGGUGACAUAGUGCAGUUUUCAUUGAAUUUUGCUCUUGGUAGAACACAUCAGUUGAACAAGAUCAGAGCUCUGAAAGAAAAAAAAACAGGAUGAGAAAAAACAAAGUGUGUUAAAGUUCUAAAAGUCAAAACCAGAUUUUCUAAUCUGUUUGGCAAAUCACAAGACAAUCCUUCCAAAUCAGCAGUACAUCAGUGUGACCUCAAAGCAUACGUUUUUAUCAUCAAUACAUAUGAAUCUGUUUGAACUAUGAAUUUAUCUUCCCCUUUAUCUUAAUAUUUCAAAAUGUCACUGAAAAUAAAGAAUGCUCCAAUGGCAUCGCUUUUACGCUGCUAACUUUUGGAACCGAGGAAAUUGAGUUUAAAACUACAAAUAUACAUAAGGCUUUAGUAUUUUACUGCAUUGUUUUCAAGUGUUUCUCAGCAACAAGAAAAUGUAAGUUGUAAAAUCAGUUCCCUGUCUUUAUGUGAUGUAGUGAUAUGAAGUAACACUUCACAAGCAAACAGAUCAGUGGCAACAAUAGAGCUCGGAUCUUGAAUCAAACAGCAUGAAUAAAUUAAUACAGAAAUAAAUAAAUAUUUAAACAAACAUAAAUAAAUGAUUAAAAUCUGUCUUUGACAUCACUUGGUCAAUAGGAGCAUUUUUUUUUCUCCCUCAUCAAAGAAGUGCUGAAGGCAUGGUCCUGCAGACAGGAACAAUGAUCAUCUGUGGACCACAACAGUGGCCCAUGCAUGUCAUAUAAAAACUAUUUGGUCACGUACCAACUCAUAGAAAAAUAAUGCCAUGAAAGCAUGCAUAUUAUCUCAGACAUGACUAAUAAAUAAAUAUCUAAACAAAUCGAUAAAUGAAUAGAACCCAUCAAAGUAUUAUUUUGUUUUAUAAAAUAGGUCAAUGUGUGUCUAAGCUCUAACUGAGGUCAAUGCUCUCCCUGACUGUAUUCUGGAUAAAUGCCUUGGUCAGGUCCUACAGUUUGUACCGUAUCCUAGCAACUAUUUUUUUGUACCUGGUUUUAUUGAGCAUUAUCAUGUUUUCAUUCAUAUAUUUUUUUAAAGUAUUUAAAGUACUUUAUCCAGUCCUUGUAGAUAGAAGUAAAAGUCCUAUAAAAUAUGCAAACCUAUGUACAGGGAAAAACAGAGCAAAAAAAAAAAGAAACAUUUACAGUAUAUUCAUUGGUUUAUGUAUAUAUUUAUAUAUUUAUAUUUAUAUUUAUAUUCAAACUUCUGCUCUGUUUCUUGCUGUUUUUGAACCAUUUUUCAUUGUUUUACUUUUCUCUUGUAAACUUGCAGCUUUAAGUUGGAGCGAAUGAAAAAAGAGGUGCAUUCUAGUUCCUGUGGUGGUCGUUCGGCUUCCCUUCCUUAUUUCACUUGACAUGAAAACAUGGGCAGGGUGAAAGACAUGAGUGAUUGCCCAGACAAACCAUUAGAAAAGCACAGACCGUGGCGACACCUUUUUCAAUUUUCUCAGAGCGGCGGGAGGGGGGAGUCAAAGAGGGCACACAGUGCAGAAAUCAGGGACACCAGACAUAUGACAUUUAACUUCAGAUGGUAUUGUUAGCUCACAGACAGCUCAGGUGGAUGUACUAACCAACCUCGGACACUGUUAGAGCAUGGUGGUCAUCUGGUUUGCACUGUACACAGUGCUCAGGGCACUGUUUUAUGGCACACACAUAAACAGCUGCGUCCUGGGAUGUGCCGUGCCGUCUUUUAGCCUCACUGGAUUUGGAAGGUAAAUGUUAAAUUAUUCAAUCUGCUAAAAAGGUUAGACACAGACGCUAGGGAAACGGCAUAAUGAGCAGUUUAUAGGAAAAACCAGUAACAGCACCCAACAGGAAGCAUUGUCUUCCAAAGUGUCAUAUAGCCUUAUAAAUAUUCAUUUACAUAAAUAUUCAUUGAGUAAUCUCCAGCAGCUGAAAAUGUGUUGAAUGCAGAGUCCAAUAAAUCCAAGUCUGUUGACCUUUUGCAGGUGUAUAGUAGGUGUUCAUACCUUUUUUGUGUCCGAUGUUCUGAGAAACUGUAUGCUAAAGCAAUAUGAAACCAGCCUCAGUGGUGGAGCUGCUGUAAUGGAUAAAUGGCUUUUCACACUUAUUGCUUCAUUUUACAGUUUCAUUUUGCCUUUAUGUGUAUACUUAAUUGUAUGAGCACAUUUAACAUAAGGCAAUAUAACAUCUUCGAGAGGCUAUGCUUCAUGUCGACUAUUACCAGCAGAGAUUCACAUAUUAACUGUGAAAUGGGAAAGUACAUAAAACCUUCCUUAUUCAACUCAAUGGGAAGCCAGCUCUCUAAUUAUAUCAUAUUCAUCAAUAUUUCAUCUCUUUUAGAAGCAUUAAAACCUAAUGUCAGGUCCAGUUAGCUCAAUAAGUUCUCUCAGCGAUCUGCGCCAUGUCAGCCUCGAACUUUACCCCAGUUUGACUCCAACCAGUGGAACAUAGCCACAGGUGCCCUGCACACAGCUUUGAUAGUUAGUACCUGUGCUUACAGGUUACCUAAUGCCCGCUUUUAUCUGUGGUGUGAUCACAUGUGUCUACAUUAUAUCUAAAUGCAUUUUUUAAAGACAUUGAUGGACCAGCAGAGGUCUGACGGGUUGUUAUACUGGACAUGCACUGAAGCUCUCUACAUGGCUGAGAAAUGAUAUGAUGGUCUGGCUGUAGUUUUGACAUCAUAAUAGCGCGUUGGCUGCUUGCGGAAGUGUGUUUUCACUUUUUUUUUUCUUUGUUUUCUGAGAGCACAGUGCUGGAUGGCAGAUUCUGCAGGUGACAAGGCACACCUUGACAUGGUGACAGCCCAUACGCUACAUGCACUUUACUGAAUGCAAAAGAGAGCAAGGGUUGUGAGACAUAUUCAUUUUGGUUCAAGUUUCAAAGAGAAGUUUGUGUGUGUGUGUGUGUUUAUACGUGUGUGUGUGUAUGUGUGCGUGUAAGCUCAAAAGAUAUGUCUGGAAUAGAGUCGAAGAUAGUUGUCCUUUUUCUCUAAAAUCAUGUAGCCUGAUUCUCUUAAAGCCUGCUACUGAGAUGUGGCUUUUUGCAUUUUCAGUAAAUAUUUACACCAUAUGUGUAUUGUCACACAUGUAUCUUUUCGCAAUAUAGUGUGUGUCAGCAUAUAGGUAAUCAGAGAGGAAUGCCUGCAGUUUUGGGAGCUGCCAGAUUUGCGAUUCUUCCCAAGCAGAGCAAUGUUUCAAACUCCAGCUAAAAUCUACAAAAAAUUACAGCUCAACAUAGUCAGUAGCUGUCCUAUAUACAGACACACAUAUAUAAAAUAUGUGCAUAUAAAUACAUAUAUUUGUUCGUGAUUAAUAUCUAUUUAUCCAUAUAUACUGUAUAUAUGAAUACAUUUGCUUGAAUGCUUGUUAUACAUAUAUUUGUACUGCAAAUAUAAACAAGUUCAUAUAUUUCAAACGUUUCUGAUGUUAUUCUAUCUAUGAGGUUAGGAUGUCAAGUUAAAAAAGAUAAGGCUGUGAUACGGAGCAGCCCCUCCCAUGCACUCGCCAUCCCUCCCAAGACAAAAUGAGAAGAGGAAAAAAUAAACAUUUUUGAGUAAUUGUAAACUAGCGAAGUGAGAAGACCCCAUCUGGUCAUCUGAAAUAGUUUUGCCUGUAUUCAAAAAGCAUAUCAGCAAUAUAUAUGUACAUAUACAUGUGUUGUAUAUAUUCGAAAUGUACACUUCUUUUAAGUGCAACUCUUCAACCAGAUAACUCUGUCUGAAAGAGAUGCAGUGGUCCGAGUAUAUUAGAGCUACAAGUCCUCAGCAAUAAAAACGUUUGGUCUUUUGGUCCCUAAAACAACUAAGGAAUGACAGGUAAGACUCCCUGGAGACCGUUGCUAUGGCUCUCCUUGGCAACGGUGUCCCCUGGAAACGGACAGGCACUCCGAGCUAAAGAUGGCCGUCCCAAAUCGAAGCCAAUUUGUGUCCUGAAAAUAUCACAUUCCUUACUCAAGUUCUCUCUUUGAGAAUUUCUUGUCCCUUCUUGUUUCAAGUCGUAUAAAUUGGUCUUCAAACUUCAAUUGUCCAAAACUCAAACCGUCGUACAGAAAGAUCUCCUACGGCAAUCCUCUAGUCAGUUUUUAAAAAGUUUUGUUCGCGUCGGAUUUUUGACAUCCAUAUUCCCUUUAGGAGUUCAGUGGGGUUGGUCGUUGUAGUUGGUUUUGAUAAAGUUUCUUUUACUUUUUUUUUUUCUUAAUGUUCAAGUAAAAGUUUUUGUGGUCCAAAAAGGUAGCUGUCAUUCAAGCAGGAUUUUGUGGGGUAGGAGGAAAGAGUGUAUAUGUGUGCAGAAGAAAAAAGGGUCCUGGGGCUAACCAGGUUGGUACAAAUUCUCUCUGAGUUCCAAAGUUUAAGUACAUCCAAAGGAGGUGUCCUUGACUCGAUCAUCACUCUCUCUCACUCUCUCUCCUCUGUUUCUGAAGCAGCCUCGGUGGUCCAGAUGUUGAGUUUGCACUCAGUGGCGGGUAGCAAGAAGUCGACAUAUGAUUCAGCUCAACAAAACCUGCAACGCACAAAAGAGAGAGAGGAGUCAGGAGACAUGUAAGAAAACGAAACAAAAAGAUAGGUACGUGUCUCAUGCAUGUUAAAUGUUUUAUAAGCGUAUUUGGCUCUAUAGCUUAUAAUAUUAUUAGGUUUGAUUAUUUAAGACAUGUUGGCCAAUAUUUAAUCAUUCAUUAGGUUUUUAAGUUUAUUUCAUUGUCUUUCAAAGAUUUAGGUGUUAUUUUGGCUGUAGUGAAAUAUUCAUAAAAUUGAUAGACCGCCAUAAAUUCUUCUAGCCUUACAAAGAGUAAACACUUUGUGAUUGUGUUGAAAUAAUGUAGCAGUCUUUGGAGGAUAAAUCUCUUUGACUGUGUUUAUUUCUGACUUUUCAUCCUGUCCAGGUUGCAUGUCAGACUUUUCACUUUUUCUGAGAAAUAUCUCAACAAUUAUGAGUUGUUUUAAGACUGAAUUUUGUGUAGACAUUCAUAAGCUAGAUGAUUUAUCUUCGUUCACUUAGGAGAUCUGAUGAAUCUCCCUCUAGUGAGGCAAUUUAAUUAUAAUAAUAGUGAGUAAAUGUCAAAAACUAAGCAGUGUUUGCUAUGAAAUUUGGAUCAGGUCCAAUCGGGUCCACAGAAACCUGCUCAUAUCGUGGCUUUACUGUAGUCCAGUCUUUUAAAACAGGUAGCAUGGCUGUGAUGUUUCAAGCAUGUCAUUCUGAACUUUAAGAGGUUUUUUGUUUUUUUUUACUACUAAUGAGGGGAAAUCUAACAAUUGAUUGCUCUGUUGAAUUCACUGCUUUUUCUUGACAAUUCAACAGCAUGGCAAGUUUAAAAAAAAAACCACGUCAUUUAAAAGACUAAAUGAUGGUACAAAUACAACAAAAACAAAAGAGAGAAUUGAAGAGCUGCAUUUGUCUUAACACCCUCCCCUUUGUGUCCUCUUUUACUUUUGAUACUCAUCAAACAAACUCACUGAAUGAAUGGAGCACCUUUCUCUCGAGGCUCUCUCCUCUGAUAAUAUACCAGAGCUUAUCCUGCAGUGAAUUAAUUUAGAUACUGUUGCAAUCCUCUAUGUGAUAAACAGUCAAAAUUAGGUUUUUUUGUUCAAUCAAACUGUUUUUAUCUUGUUUUUAAAUGUUGAAAGCAUUUCAAUCAACACACACCACAUCCUUAUUGAUAACAUUUGAGUGUUGUAACACGGUGGAUGCAGUCGCACAAAGGAAAACAUUCUUGUUUGUCACCCUAAGUUUUAUACACAGUAACAGCUGCAAAUUGGAGGGAAAUAGAAAGGGAAAUAGAAAAGAUGUUUUGUGUUCUGUUGAACGUUUUUUUUUAUCCAUCAAAAGCAAUGGUGCCACAUAUUACGUGACACAUUCAUAUGAGAUUGCACUAUUCUUCCUGCAGUGAUUUGCCUCGGGACAGCGUCUCAUAUGGUUCGGUUAGUUUGUGAGUGGGUGAUAAGUUGCCCUUGAAUGAAGUCAUCAGUGGUGAAUGAACAACGCAGCCUAAACUCUCCAUCACACAGAUGAAGGGGGGAGACAAAGAGGAACAGCACAAUUACCCGCCCGAGGGGUAAUAAAUGCCUCUCCCUUGGAAGCAAUUCCUUCCCUGUGUAACACACUGAAGCAUUUACCAAUUAUCUUUUACCUACAGGGUAACAUACAGGGUCACUUACUGUAAAGCUGUUCUACAAAUAGAGCAGGCGACAUGUAAGUAAAUGCUCCAACUGCUUUGUUUGUUUCUUUUCUACCAGCUACUAUAACUGAAUAUAAUAUUUAUAUUGUGUUGCACGGCAGAGGGCAUAGAAUUUAACAAUGCAGUAAUAAUAAUAACUCAAUAAAUCACAGUUUUUAUUUUUAAUUCACUGUCAGUCAUCAAACUCUAGAGCUUACUCAAAGUGAUUCAUAAUUUGUGCCGGGAUUAACAUUUACAAAUGCGUACUUGAACUAUCAACAAAGAGGGUAAAACUUCAUCACUAUUCUUUACAAGCAAUUUGCAGAUGAUCAGCUUAUUAUUAGGCAUCUGCAAAUGUUUUAUGACAUUUAUAAAAGGUUACUGAAACGACAUCAGGCGGCGCCAUAAAUGGACUUGCCAUUUGAGCAUUUGUCGAUAUAGUAUGCAGUGGUUGUGCGUGCAUUGGCUCAGUUAAUCACCAGUCAAGCUAAAGUGACAACAAAUGUUUUCCAG
Xyrichtys novacula (pearly razorfish) is the source of this 27927-nucleotide messenger RNA. NCBI's taxonomy places the organism in Eukaryota, Metazoa, Chordata, Actinopteri, Labriformes, Labridae. The record is from the annotation of a GenBank genome assembly.